Molecule: messenger RNA, 486 nt
Organism: Closterium sp. NIES-65
Lineage: Eukaryota; Viridiplantae; Streptophyta; Zygnematophyceae; Desmidiales; Closteriaceae
Source: the annotation of a GenBank genome assembly
AUGCCAUCGACUACGUUCGUCCCGGGGGGGGAACCUCGUCGACGUAGGGAACAGGGGACGAGGGACGAGCACGAGGGGAGCGACGAGAGGCCCAAGUCUGAGAAGGAGGAGGGGACAACGAAGACUGAGAUCGAGGGAAAACAGCUGGAGAGGGGUCAGGAGGAGGAAGCGGAGGACCCGAGGCGGGAGGAGAUGGGGAGGAGGAAGGAGAGCGGGAGGGGAGACCGAGGGCCCGAAGACCAGAGACAGGAGGAGGAGGCUGCUGCUGCUGCUGCGGCGGUGGCGGCGGCGGCGGCGGCUGCUGCUGCUGCUGCGGCAGCGGCUGCUGCUGCUGCGGCGGCGGCUGCUACUGCUCCUCCUGCUGCUGUAGCGGCUCCAGCUCCUGCGCCUCCUGCUACUGCGGCGGCUCCAACUCUAGCUGCUCCUCACGGGCACGGCGAACAUGAGCCUGGUGCCGGGUCGGGUAGGGGUGGGGGGGAGGAGUAA